AGAGCUGCGAGCGAGAGCACACAUCGCGCCGUUCGUUCCCUCCGCGCAUCGACAACAGCGCCGGUCGCGGCGCAUUAUUCAAUCCAGCGGCCAAGCCCCAGCCCGAACCCUGUGAAGGCGUUGAAAACAACAAGCGCUUCGUCCCGCGGCCAAUAUUAGGCAAAAAAUUCACUGAAGUCCGGGCCGAUUUCGAUUUCCAGGUCCGAAAAACCGAGGCCCCGAAUCCAACAUGAGUGACAACGCGAGUAGCAACAAGCAGGAGUACCCAAAGGCCUCAGAUUUCAUGGUCUACGGGGGCCUCUUGGCCUACUUUGCGGGGCUCCUGCUACUCAUCUCCUUCGCCAGCCCGUACUGGCUCCAGAGCUUUGAAGAGACCUUCAGCUCUUUCAAGAACAUGGGCCUCUGGGAAUACUGUUUCGACCAGUUCCGCUUUCCCAACUAUCAAUUCGACCACCUCUUUGAUGGCUGCAAUUGGAUCUUCAGCCACGAACUGUACUUGAUUCGAGAGUGGCUUGUACCCGGUUGGCUGAUGGUUGUCCAGACCUGCGUGACUUUUGCUCUGAUCUUUUCAAUGAUAUCCCAAAUCUUGAUUGCGGGCAUCGUUUGUCGCUACCCUCUGCGCUUCGUUCUCGAGUAUGAAUGGCUGCUCUCUGGGAUUUGCUUCAUCGGCCAGGUUUCUUGCGCAUUUUUCCUCUUUUUGGCGGUGUCGGUCUUUGGCGCCGAAGCUUAUCGUAAGGAUUGGAUGAUGUACCCGCAGUACAACUACAUCUCUUGGUCAUUCGGCCUGUGCGUUUGCUCCAUGUUCUUCCACCUCUUUGCCGCAGUAGCAAUUUACUUUGACACCCGGAAUCUGUAUGAAAACCGAGAGCAGUCAAACAGCCUUGUGAUGCAGAUGUACCCGACCCAGAGGGCCCACAUGACGCACCAUAUGGGAGUGCCUUUGUACCCGUCCCAAAGCAGCCACGGAGGUUACCUGUAGUGUUCCGAUUUUCCCAGCUUAAGAAUCUCCAUGACCAACUGCAGGCACAAUUUUUAUUCGCACAAGCUGGCAGCUGGUUUUAUUUUAUCUGAAGCACUGCGGAAAAGCAUUCCAAUUAUUCUAAUGAUCCUCAGAGUUACUACUACGAAAAGGAUCCGUCCAGUAGUUGAUAAAUGUUGACUUUAGUUUUUAUCUUAGCAACAUUCUUUCUUAUGUUUGAUUUCUUUUUCCAAUUAAAUUGGCGUAGUUUUUUCAUUUUGAAUUAUAGAUCUUUGGUUCAUGAUAGAAGUUAUUAAUCAGAAUCAAAAUGUUGGCAUCACUUUUGUGUUGUCAGAUUAGUAUAAAAAUGGCCUACUUUGUUGAUUGAUAUUGAAGAAAUUCAUGUUGUGCAAACGACAGCAUUUUUAAGUAGGGUUUGCGACUGCCUCUGUAGGUAUAGAGUGAAAUUAGCAUAAACCCAAAUUCCCAAAUAUUUUAUAAUAUCAGGGUUCCCCCAAAGCAGUGAAUAAAUAAAUAAUGAACGCAUUCUCUCUCUCUCUCUUUGCUCCUAAGAGUGCGUAUGUAAUCAUGCACAAAAUUGGAUGUAAAUAACUCUAGUGCCUCAUGAAUAAAUUCAUGUGUUUGGAAUUUGUGAAACAGGGUUAGCAAGACUUAUAUAAAUACAAACACGCCUUUGGUAAGGGGAUCUGUAAUCUGAUAACGUCCCUCCACCGCAGCCUCGACUAAUCUAAUUCAAAUUAGGCUUGCAAAUGCGUACAAAAUUGUAAUGCGCACGAACUGUAAUGUGUGCAAUGAAUUAACUUUUACCAUGGAGCAAAAACACGCGUGAAAGCGAGAGAACAUAACAGAACUUUAUUAAAUGUACGUGAAAUGGCAAAGAAAAAUAAAGCAAAAAAAUUAAUCGGGA
Messenger RNA from Cloeon dipterum, 1886 nucleotides. It is a transcript of the gene pck, whose product is annotated as Claudin superfamily protein pickel. Lineage: Eukaryota; Metazoa; Arthropoda; Insecta; Ephemeroptera; Baetidae. The transcript is spliced from 6 exons. Bases 230 to 979 code for a protein of 249 amino acids. Gene Ontology annotation, cellular component: membrane; septate junction. Gene Ontology annotation, biological process: regulation of tube size, open tracheal system; septate junction assembly. The record is from RefSeq and is a predicted model, not a curated record.